CCCGCUCCGCUCUCCCCGGUUCCGGUCACGUCGCUGAGUGUUUACGCCUCGGCUGGCGGGCUCUGCGCUCCCCGGCAGCCUGCGGCUUGCAACCCCGUCCUCGCUGCUGGGGGGAGCCGGGCCCCGCUCGGCCACGGAGACCGCCCCUUGGCCGCCAGGAGGAGAGCGAGGGCAGAAGGCAAAGAGGAGCUGGAGGGGCGGGGGGGGGGGUUUGUUUGCAUUGCGGCCCCCCCCCAUUGAGGAUUUGGGGGGGGAUGCGGGUGAACGCGGAGAGGGUGCCCUGGCUUUUCUAAGCCUCCCUUGUCCAGCUGCUGGGCAAGACCUCCCUUGAUGACACCCUGCAGCGGCCAGCACGUUCUCCUGUCGCCUCCCCAGGCUUGGACUGUUAAUUUUGUUGCGAUGGAGACCGUGUCCCUGGAGCACCAGAUCCAGAGCGUGCAGCGACAUAUUGCCUUCCUGAAGAAGGAACAGGUGGAACUGCUCCAUGACCUGCACCUCGAGAUCCUCCGAUUGCAAAAGCACUGCACAGAUCUGACCCAUGACCUUGAGACAAAGGAACUGGAAACUCACCAGCAAGAUGACAUUGAUCGGGAACUGGAGGAGAAGUGCAAGAUCAUGGAAGCCCAGCUGCAUGAGAAGGAGAAGGCUAAUCUGGAGCUGAGGAAGGAGCUCAGACAUAAGGAGACCCUGGUGUCCGCACUGAGAUGCAACCUCAGGAACAAGGAGAGGAAAUUCCUUGAGGAGCUGAAGAGAAGAAGCCACCGGGUGACUAUCCUUAACACGGAGCUGCAGAAGCAGACGGAGGCUGCUGCUUAUCUCUCCUUCCAGCUACAUGCCACCAAACAGAAACUGCAUGGCUCCCGGCAAGGUGGCAAACCCCCCUCUGACAGGCCUCCGGACAAACCAUUCCCUACGCAGCCUUCCAGUGAGACAAGGCCCAGAAAACGAAUCCACAAGUCUUACGUUCGGAAGCUGGUGACCGACUGCUCCUGUAGCAAGGGAGUCAUCAAGGACUCCUUCCAGAGGGAGAGGAUGAGCAACUUCGAAGAGGCAGACCCCAUGCCCGACCCAGCACUUUUUUUAUACACUAAAAGGCACCACGCUCCCCAUCGUCAGAAAUUUGACCCCAAAGCCCAGGCCCUUAGCAGAGCAGGGGUUGAUCCGAGUGACAGUGCUGCUGGGGGCUCAAGUCUGCUGAGGCCCUCCUGUCUUCAUUCCCAGGAGCAAGCAGAAGGUACGAGCACCAGGCCUUCAGCCAAACCCAAGCCCUCGAAGGGCGAGAAAGGCAAACAGCAUGGGUCCAACCCCAGGAAUUCAAAAGGCUUGGAGUAAAAACAAAGAAAGCGGAACAGUGUGGCUGCUAAAUGCAGAAAAUGAGUUUGGCUAUACCAAAAAAGAGACUGCGGCCUACAAAGAUUUCUUCCCCGCCAUCCCAUCAAGAAGUAAAAUACUGUUCAGUUUGGAUUCCCUCAAGAAGCUAGAAACAAUCUGACUCAUCUAAUAUCUCCAUUUAGGAUGACCAUGGAAUGGCUGUCUUAUCCCAAGGGAUGGUGGGGCAGGGGAGCGGGAGGGCAAGCAGUGCUGAGGGCAUUUUAAAUGUUGUUCUGGAGUUGACUCCAAGAGAAAAUGGGCACAGAUGUGGAACAUGGAGAGAAGGUUUGAGCAUGGAGGGAAUGGUUAUUAACAAUUGUCUAGAGCUUCCCUUUCGUAAAAAUUAAGAUUUCUGAGACUAAAAUCUCUUACCGUUAUUGUUAUCAUUGUUCCUUCUAGGUAAAACUGUUCUUAUUUUCAUUGGCACAGGUAGUGGUGGAGGGUGGCGGGGGUGGGGGUGGGGGGAAUGGCAGAAUUGCACAUAAAGCCGUUCACUAAUGGUGAACGUGGCAAUCGGCAGGAUGCGCCAAACUCAUCUUUGGUUCUAACUUCAUGACAUCACUGGAGUUGGGACAGGGAUGAAUUUGGCCCAAAAUGUCUAAUAUAAGGUAUUCCAGGUUCUGGAGAAUGUCGGCAGUUGAAUGACAAUCGGUCAAUUUAGUUUAAGAGGGAUUUUUAAAUCAUCUGCAGAAACAGUAUGGCCAAGCCAGUCAAGUCUGAAAUAGUCACUCACCAAUGUUGAAAUUCAUAUUUUCACCCAAAUUCCUCCUUUUUAAUAAUUAUGCAAAACUGAAUGGACAAGAUUUUGAAACAAGACCAUUGAUUUUGGGCACCUCUAUUUUUGAGGUGCCCAGUAUGAGAUAUCUCAAAGGGGUCUGAUUUUUCAGAAGCUGAUCUGAAAACCAGGCCCAUUUAAGUUAUCUCUAGAUGGGCACUCAAAGUCAAAAGUAAUUUUUGAUAACCUUGGCCAAUACUUUUGUUUUGCAUGUUAUUACAGCAGGUUUUCUAAAUGUGUCUUAGUUACUCCACAUUCCAGACAGAGUUCUCUAGUAAUCACUGUCUGUUACUACUCUGCUUAAACACCAGGAUUUUGUUUUUAAGUUAAGUUACUAAGCAUGCAAUAGUUCCUCACUGAAGUCCUGCUCAGAAGACCACAUUAGCAAUGAGCUACUUGAGGAUGAGAUCUCAUACAUUGCAAACAUUUUGUGGCAGAGCCAACCACUCGUUUCUUCUGUGAUACUGAAGGAAAGUGAUAAGGAAACUACAAAUCUGUCUUCUUUGGGGCUUGAGCCCCAUCUUUCUAGAUAGGUACUUGCAUGGUCCUCAGUACCAUGGUAUCUGAGCACCUUCCAGUCACAAUACCCCAGGGAGGUAUGAAAGAGCUAUUCUUAUCCCCAUUUAACAGAUGGAGAUCCCAGGCACAGGGUAGAUGAAGUGACUUAUCCAAGUUCACCCAGGAAGUGUGAAGCUGAGUCAGAAAUGGAACCCAGGUCUUCUGAGUCCCAGCCUAGUACCCUAACUACAUCAUUAUCCCCUCCUCCCUCACUAAGCCCAUUAGCGUCAAUAGGAGCAUUUCCAUUGAUUCAGUGGGCUUUGGGUCACAUCCUUGAAGAGUUCUUAUGCACAUGAUGGUUAUGAUUGUUGAAGCACACCAAGAUGCACCAGUGGGUGUUGCAUUGCUAAGCUAUUUGUGCCCACUGGGAGGCACAAAGCUGUGAGUGGGGUCCUACCUGAGAAGUUGUCCAAUAACACAUGUCCUAGAGUAUCUGUUGCUAUUGUACUAUAAGCCUUCUAUUUAUUUACAAGCUAUAUUUUCAGAAUGAAAUUCAGAAGUAUCUUUUGGUUGGUUGGUUUUGUUAGGCUAUGAAAAUGUACAGAAGGAAAAAGAAGCAACGAGAGAUAACCAGAACCGAAGACAGGGCCAGAUUCCCAAUUAGCCACAGUAGACAUGUGCCUAGGGGUGUUGGCAUUCUAGGGACAUCUUAGCUUUCUAAAACUGUGUGCAACACGAAGGUCAGCUGUAGGGGCGGGGGACAGGGGGGCACUGAAGAUGCUGUGCCUAGGGGCUCGUAAGGUGUCAAUCCGGCCCUGAUCAAAGAGUCUAAAACUGGCCCUUUGUUGAAGAGGUGAGAUCAUCUGAUUUUUCUCUUGGACCUUCCAGAAAUUAUUGUCAUCUUGCAUGGUCCCUCUGACUCUACUGCUUCAACAACCCCAGACCCACAGAGGCUCCUACUCUACCCUGUGGACCUUCUAUGGACACUACUUGAUUCCCAAGACUCUUCAGGAGCUAGAGCCUUCUUGUUCACUCACUGACCCCUUAUGGUAUUAUCCUUGGACCCCACUGAAUCUCUGGUACUUUUCAACAGCUCCCUCAAUCCUCAGGCAUGUCACUUCACCAAUUCAACACUACUUAACUUCAAAACAAAAGGCAUGAAUAAGCUGAAGGCUUUAGCCUCCAAUAUAAAGCUCCAAAAUCUGUGAUGUGCCUUUAGCAUCCUGCAACAGCUUAACAAUUAGAGGAAGAAAAAAUUAUUGUGAAGAUUAGAUGGAGAACCGAGUUCUGAUUUUAGUACUUCAGUGGAUGCUCGGCACCUUGCAGGAUCCUCUGUUACUCUGCAGUAACUGAGAGCAAAAUUUUGACCCAUGUGGUUUUUGACUACCUUCUAACCAAUUAGCUUUUUUUUUUUCUACACUCUCCUUUCUAUUGGCUGCUGGAAGUGUGGCUAAGUUAGUGGCUCUGACUGUGUCUUACCAGUGCACAAAUACAUGCCUGUGUUAAAUAUUACAAAAGCAAACCAGUCACUUGCUGUUUUGAUAUUUAGGGACACAUUUGCAAACACAACCCACUACAACUGGGCACUUUUUUUUUUUUUUUUGCAGGCAUGGCAUGCAUGUGUGAAUAUCUAACCAGGGCUAAAAUGCCAGACCUAUUAAAAUCAAUGGAAAUUUGUCCAUUGACCUCAUUAGGGCCAGGAUUUCAUCCCACAUAUCCAGCUAGCUACUCAAUUUGCAUGUGAAUAUAGGUGCCUGUAGGAAAAUAAUGCAGAUUCCAUUUUUCCAAAGCCAGUUUGGUACCUCUUAGAAAAUCUGGUCCUAACUGACCAGCUCUAUUUACCAAUAAUUUGAGGUCGCUCAUGUAGUGCUCAUGCAUAUACAAAGGUAUCUAUUUUUGUAGUGCAAUAUUUAUAUAUUAAAAUACUUUUAUCAGAUUCUAGGUAACAAUUACUAGCUCAACUUUUUGAAUUAUAAAAAUAAAAUUCAGAAUAGAAGAUUUAUUCUACUGAGGCAGAAAAUUGCAUUUUUGUACCUUUUCUUUGAAAGAGAAGAUUAUCUGUUCCUUUAAAUUUUUCCUUGCCCUCUAUGGGAUAUGUGUUCUUGACCUGUGUUCUUUAAACACAGUUUUGAAUUCAGUAUGAAAUGCCAUGGCUUCAUCUGUGAAGACCUCUGUAUAGCACAGGACUGGUUUAUCAAUUAAGCCCUAAGGGCCAGAUUUACUAAGGUAUUUAGCGCCCGAAGAUGUAAAUAGGUCCCAAGUAUGAUUUUCAAAAGUACCUAAGCCUGUUAAGCACCUAAAUCCCCUUGAUUUCCAUGACAGAUGCCUGCUUUUGAAUAUCACACAAGGUCCCUAUCUGCACUUUGAAAAUCUGUCCCUAAGUAUCGACCACUUCCAAAGCAAGAAACAGAAGGAUGUAGGAAAAAGAUACAGAGCUGCACCUCUUAGAGUAUGUCUACACUGCUAUCAGAGAUGUGACUGUAGCAUGAGCUGGAAUAGCAACACUAGCUUCAAUCUAGCUAGCGCAGCUAAAAAUAACAGUAAAAAGAAAAGGAGUACUUGUGGCACCUUAGAGACUAACAAAUUUAUUUGAGCAUAAGCUCUCGUGAGCUACAGCUCACUGUAGAUGCAGUGGCAUGGGCUUCAGUGCAGACUGUACAAGCACGCCAGGGACACUGGGUGUAUACUUGCAUUGAUAGCCUAUGCUGGAGCCCAUACCGCUACGUCUUCACUGCUCGUUGUAGCCAGGCUAGCUAGACAAAAGGGAGCGUGGCUCUGCCAGCACAUGCUGCAAUCACACCUCUGACUGCAUGAGCUGCAAACGGGCAGGAGUAGUACAGUUAUCCAGUCAUUUCAGGGCCCUUUACUAGAUUGCUAGCUGCCUUCUGUUUUUGAGAAACAGCUCAUUAGACUCAUUCUAUUAACUUACUACACUGAAGUAUGACAGGUUUCAGAGUAGCAGCUGUGUUAGUCUGUAU
Molecule: messenger RNA, 5622 nt
Organism: Dermochelys coriacea (leatherback sea turtle)
Lineage: Eukaryota; Metazoa; Chordata; Testudines; Dermochelyidae
Gene: CCDC92B
Product: coiled-coil domain containing 92B
Exons: 4
Coding region: 331-1332 (333 amino acids)
Source: RefSeq, a predicted model, not a curated record